Dunckerocampus dactyliophorus (ringed pipefish) is the source of this 2078-nucleotide messenger RNA. It is a transcript of the gene eaf2, whose product is annotated as ELL associated factor 2. The coding region runs from base 86 to 895 and encodes 269 amino acids. Gene Ontology annotation, cellular component: super elongation complex. Gene Ontology annotation, biological process: regulation of transcription elongation by RNA polymerase II; positive regulation of DNA-templated transcription. The transcript has 6 exons. Gene Ontology annotation, molecular function: transcription elongation factor activity. The record is from RefSeq and is a predicted model, not a curated record. NCBI's taxonomy places the organism in Eukaryota, Metazoa, Chordata, Actinopteri, Syngnathiformes, Syngnathidae.
GAAGAGGCGAAGCUCGGAGGCACCUUGCAUGGCUGUCGAAUAAAAAAAGAACAGCGAAAAGUUUUCAGCUGACCAAACUCUCAGGAUGAAUGGGACGACAUACGCUAACUUUGACAACCAAGAGCACGUCUUGAAAUUGGGGGAGACGUUCGAGAAGCACCCCAAAAGUGCCUUUCACACGGUGCGAUAUGAUUUCAAACCUGCUUCCAUCGAUACGACCUGUGAAGGGGAACUUGAAGUGGGCAAAGGAGAGCAAGUUACCAUCACAUUACCCAACUUGGAGGGCUCGAGCACUCCGGUGACUGUUUUCAAGGGCUCUAAGAGGUCGUACAUGAAAGAGUGCAUCCUCAUCGUGAACCACGACACUGGCGAGUACAGACUGGAGAAGCUCAGCAGCAACAUUGCAGUCAAGAAGACCAGGGCUGAGGGGAGCAGUAAGAUCCAUUCUCGUCUGGAGCAGCAGACCAGUCGACUGGGACAGCAGAUGAAGAGCAGCACUGGCAGCGGAAGCUCCAACAAGAGCUCAGCAGGCUCCAAAAGUUCUCCCCCUAAAGAGAAGACGUCCCCUGCGUCACCCAUGGACGACAUUGAGAAAGAGCUGAUGGCAGAGGCUCGCGUCAUGGACCAGAUGAGCAGCGACAGCUCGUCUAACAGCUCCUCGUCAUCCAGCAGCGAUGACAGCUCCAGCAGCAGCAGCGACUCAGAGGACGAGCGCGGUGCGGCGCCCACCCUGGCCCAGACCAACCACAGCAUGCCAGUCGUCGGUGCCGGCAGCGGCUCACAGGAGGGAGGGGGAGGAGGUGGAGGCGGUGGCGGUGGCAGUGCUGGAGGAGGACUCAUGAACACGCUGAAGAAUGAUCUCCAGCUGAGUGAAUCGGGCAGCGAAAGUGACUGACCAAUCACCAAGGAGGACAUCUGCUCCCAUCACUAGCUUACAUGCAUCAUGUGCCUCGUCAGUCUCCACAAACUAUUCUUCCUUUUCUCUCAGUUCUAUUUCAUCUUUUCUGGGGGAAUUUUUAUUCAGUGCACCACCGUAUGCAAGGUCAUGUUCGGCAAUCAUGGGAAACUCCAGCGUCCUCUCCCCGCCGCAGUUACGCUGACCAAACAUAUCCAAUGCAGUCUGCCUGCUGAUCAUGUCUUCAAAGUCUCACUGAUGCUUUCCACGUUUCACGUUUACGCUCCACAUUAUGCGUGUCGCGCAUCUCCCGUCUCAAGAAAACUGGUUGAAUUUGUUUGUCAAGCCUUCAAUUGGCAUGUCAGCUGACAUGCUUUUUGUUUCAGACUUGCAGCAGUCCAUUCAUUCAUCUCGUCUAUGUUCGCAUGUUGACCAAAACUCUUUUUCACUCUCUUGUGACAAACUGUGUUAGCGGUGUAGCUAGUAGCCACCAUUGCUGGCUUGUUGCUGCUGAAUUUAAUCGCCAAGCUAGCCAGUUGCCAUUGGAUCUGGGUGUCAAUGUAAGUGGUCGGAAAUGAGACUAGUUGCUAGCAUUGCUAGUGUAUGAAGUUGCCAAUGUAGCUGAUUUCUUUUCUUUUGACCAGGUCAGGAAUGACUUGUAGCUUUAAACCUGCAUUACUUGAAUCCAAAAAUCAUGUAUUUAUUUCUCAGAAGCAUAUGUUUCACCAGUGGUGAUACAAGGGUGUCCAAACCCUUUCCAGGGUGGUGCUGCAUACAGUAAAAUUGAUUUAACAUUUUGUACAUUAAAACAAGUAAAAGCAGUGUCAGUAAAUAUAUGCAAAGCUAUGUGAACAACCACAUCUUAGCUUUUCGUCAUAGCAAAUGAGUGUAAUACCAAAUAUGUCAUUAGUAAUCUAUUCAUAUUGUUUUUACAAUAUACCCCAUUUAGAAUUUUGUCCCACGGGCUGCACUUAGGACACCCCCAGCCUAACAGAUUCAAUGUAUUGUAAAAGGGUCUGAGAGGUCGUGCUAGGUCGCCUUGCGUUUUUUCUUUCUCUGCCAAUCAGAAGCACUGCCGAGCUCCGCCUCUUUGGUGAUUUGGUCUUUGGAGAAGCAACCGCUUGCCUUAUUUGUAAAAGGAUCCGUGUCAUUUCUGUCAAGGAAAAUAAAGGUUUUAAUUGGU